AGCCCAAAAUGGCGGAGCUGUGGAAUAGUGUCCGUGCUGCGCCAGCUGAGAAACACGACGCGCUGCCUAAAGCCCGGGAGGUGAUCGUGGUGAAGGCCAGCGCGGAGGGGAAGCCUCGUCCACACACCUCGUCCUCCUCGGGCAGCCGGGACCUGCAUCCCGCCAAGAAAAUCCGCACAGAUGACAAGAGCUCCUCCAAGCCCAAGCGUGUGAAUGGCGAGGGCAGAGGGGGCGGGAGUCACCGACCUGCAGCGGGCUACACUUCCCCGGCUGCAUGGAGCUCACUGGCCAGCGGCAGCCUGUGCCUCGCCCCGCCCGGCCCGACCCGCUCUCCGCAGCCAGCGCCUCCGCCCGUCCGCCUCAUACCAUCAGACAAGCCGAGAAAGCCCGGAGAGAAGCGGGACAAGGAGCGGAAGAAGGCACCGCCGCCGCCACGAAGGGAAGAUGGCGCGGAGGAGAAUGGGGAUGUCAAGGCGGCUGCCCCCAGCCUGCCCGGGGCGUCUGUCCCAGGUGAAAUGAAAGAGAAAAUUAAGAUCAAGGAUAAGGAAAAACAGAAGGAAAAAAAGAAACAUAAAUUGAUGAAUGAGUCCAAGAAGGAGAAUGGAGAAGUGAAGUUACUGCAAAAAGGAUCAAAUGAAAAGGCAAAACCAAGCACAGAAGAACUGCAGAUCAAGAAAGUGAAGAAGAAAAAGAAAAAGAAACACAAAGAGGGUGAGAAACACAAGCAGCCAAAAAUGUACAGCAAAUCAAUUCAGACCAUCUGCUCAGGACUGGUAUCUGACAUGGGAAAAUAUGACAGCCAGGAAGCCAAAGUAGGAAUUCGGGAUGCUUUUAAGGACUUUGUGGUGAAGGUGGAAGAAAAGAAGGGAGUGACAGAGAAUGAAUCUCCAUUUGUGUCUCUGAAGGAGCCUCGUGUUCAGCACAAGCUAAAGCGAUUGGACUCUCUGGAAUUCAAGCACCUCAUCCACACAGAACACCAGCCCAAUGGUGGCGCAUCCUUAAUACACGCAUACAGCAGUGAACUUUCUCACCUGUCUCCUGUGGAGAUGGAAAGGUUUGCUGAGGAAUUUGUUGGGUUGGCAUUUAGUGAAAAUGAAAACUGUGCAGCUUAUUAUGUUAUGGGGAUUGUACAUGGGGCAGCUACCUAUUUACCUGACCUUUUGGAUUAUUUUUCAUAUAACUUUCCCAACUCCCCAGUUAAAAUGGAGAUCCUGGGGAAGAAAGACAUUGAGACAACAACCAUUUCCAACUUCCAUGCUCAGGUAAAGAGGACGUACUCUCAUGGUACUUACAGAGCAGGCGCAAUGAGGCAAAUCAGCUUGGUGGGAGCAGUUGAUGAAGAAGUUGGGGAUUACUUCCCGGAAUUCUUGGACAUGUUAGAAGUGUCUCCUUUCCUGAAGCGAACUUUGCCUUGGGGAACUCAGUCAAGCCUUGAGCUAAAGAGCCGUAAUGAGAGUGAUGAUGGUCCUAUAAUGUGGGUGCGCCCAGGGGAACAGAUGAUUCCUGUGACUGAUAUGCCAAAGUCUCCUUUUAAAAGAAAAAGAACUACCAAUGAAAUAAAAAACCUGCAGUACCUACCUCGAGCUAGUGAGCCUCGGGAAAUGUUAUUUGAAGAUAGAACAAGAGCACAUGCGGAUCACAUAGGGCAAGGAUUUGAGCGUCAGACCACCGCGGCUGUGGGUGUGCUAAAGGCUGUGCAUUGCGGAGAAUGGAAUGAACAGCCUCGGAUAACCAAAGAUGUGAUAUGUUUUCAUGCUGAAGAUUUCUUAGAGGUGGUACAAAGAUUGCAGCUAGACUUGCAUGAACCCCCAUUGUCCCAGUGUGUCCAGUGGGUCGACGAUGCAAAGCUAAACCAGCUGCGCAGAGAAGGCAUCCGCUAUGCUAGGAUUCAGUUAUAUGACGAUGACAUCUACUUUAUCCCACGAAAUGUCGUGCACCAGUUCAAGACAGUGUCCGCUGUAUGUAGCCUUGCCUGGCAUAUCCGACUCAAGAUGUACCAUCCAGAAGUCGCUCAGAACAACAGUAAUUUGGAAGACACUCCUAGUAAAAAUGAGAUCAAACCAGAUGUGGGGAGAGAAGACAAUACUUUGUGUGCAGCAACCACAUUUACCUCUCAUGUACAGUGUUCUGACAUUAGGCAUCUGAAGGACCUUGAGCAAAAACCCCAGCAAGUAAAACAGGAGCCAGUGUCACCCCACCAAAUGAAUGAAGCUUUUGGCAAUAUUUCCCUUCCACCUGUUUCCACCACAGCCUCAGAAUGUCUGACAUAUACAGUAAAGACUGAGCAUAUUAAGGAGGACCAAGGCAAGGGUGGGAGGGAGUCCCUCCUGGGACUGAUUAAUAUGGACGACACGCGGCAACCUGUAUCAACAAACCCAAUUGUGCGGACAGAAGAGGAACCUCUGUGCUAAAAUAUGUAUAUAGAGUUUUAUUUUCAUUUUACAUGACAUAAUAAUUAUAAUAAUAAUGUAAAGAUUGUUAAAUCAUGGGACAAGCUUUGGCUUGCUCUGUAGUCUGUUACUGAAUAUAGUUCUGUAGCGAUGUAACAUUCCUCAGUGCCUGUCCAUAACUGUGAACUAUCAAAGCACUUAGGGCCAGAUGCACUGUAAACACUGCAGGUUUAACAUAAAGUCUCUCUAAAGUUUUGAGUUUUAGGUUCUAGGAUAGAGCUGACAUUAACAUAUAUAUAUUUUUUGUAAGAUGAGCCAGAAUUCUUUUUGACAAUUCCCGGCUUUUCCAUAGAGCUUAUUUAUAUCAAUUUUUCAUUUUAAAGGUGUCAGCACUGUAGUGUAAAUAGCUUUUUUUAAAAUCUUUUUAGUGUGAUUUAUACUGAAAUGUGAACCACCUAAUAAAGGUUCAUAAUGA
Messenger RNA from Hyla sarda, 2865 nucleotides. RefSeq names its product round spermatid basic protein 1 like (gene RSBN1L). The coding region runs from base 9 to 2411 and encodes 800 amino acids. The record is from RefSeq and is a predicted model, not a curated record. Gene Ontology annotation, cellular component: nucleus. The transcript is spliced from 8 exons. Lineage: Eukaryota; Metazoa; Chordata; Amphibia; Anura; Hylidae.